AUGACGGGUGGCAUGGAGUUUAAGCUAAACGGAUUCGUUGUGAAAGUGCAGCCGACGCUGGAGACGGCGGGAGGGAUGACGGAGAUAGUCGCGGGCGCGAAGGAGCGAGCGGAUGAGUUAGAAGCGCAGGUGAAGAGGCAAGGCGAGGCCAUGGCAGCUCUGAAGCGAGAGGUGGACGAAAUGAGGCGCGCGAUGGCGAAGGGGGCGCUGGAGACGAUGGGAGAGGUGGGGAACCACGGCGCUGGCAGUGCCGUGGCGAAAACGGAAGUGGUUCCCCCAGCGCAGCCGGCGCAGCCGGCGCCGAAUGGCGAGGCGCUUAUGCACCUGGUGGAGUCCAUGAUUGCGGCGCGGGUGAAGGACGUGCGGGACGAUCUCGAGUCGCAAGUGAAGGGAUUGAAGGAGCAGCUGGAGGCGGCGAAAUGCGAGGCGAGCGACGCGGCGAGCGAGGCGAAGGCGUUGAGCAAGCGACAGUCGGUGGAGAUAGCUGACGUGCGCGCGACAGCGGCGCACAUUGACGCGCGGAUAAACGACGUGGAGCUCGCGGUGGCGGAGUGGAAGCGGUAUGAAGCGGAGGACCUGGCAUGGGAGCUGGAAUGGCAGGAGGUGAAGACGACGGUAGGGGCGGUGGAAAGCAGAGUGGCGAAGCUGGAGAAGACGAGUGACGAGGGGAAGAAGGUGUGGGAGGCAAUGCUCGCUCUGUGGGCGGCAGCAGUGCCAGGGCAGACUCGAAUGGUCCUCAGCGGCAUCUCCUGCCUCUCAGAUGCUGCUCUCACCCACCUCGCCUCAUUGCGCCACCUCACAUUGGUCGACCUCGGAGCCUCCUCGGGCUUCACAGCAGCAGGGAUGAGGAAGCUGUACUCCCUCACAGGUCUGAACCAUCUGAUAUUUGGGGCCAUCGAUGCAACCGAUGCCGCUCUGGAAGGGAUUGGCCGCCUCACGAACCUGCAGAUUCUUGUGGUUAACAACACCAAUAUCACAGACGCGGGAGUGGCGAGGCUGCAAGAGCUGUCCGGCCUCACGGCACUGUGCAUGGGCGGAUGUAUGGGAGGCUCACACUGGGGCCCAUGGAGUGGCUCACACUGCAUGGUAGUGGAGUGA
Messenger RNA from Closterium sp. Naga37s-1, 1098 nucleotides. The record is from the annotation of a GenBank genome assembly. NCBI's taxonomy places the organism in Eukaryota, Viridiplantae, Streptophyta, Zygnematophyceae, Desmidiales, Closteriaceae.